Phaeodactylum tricornutum CCAP 1055/1 is the source of this 984-nucleotide messenger RNA. RefSeq lists its product with no specific name. The record is from RefSeq and is a predicted model, not a curated record. Bases 1 to 810 code for a protein of 269 amino acids. Lineage: Eukaryota; Bacillariophyta; Bacillariophyceae; Surirellales; Neidiaceae. The transcript has a single exon.
AUGAUUCGCCAUCAUGAAUACAACAAUACCAUUGCCAAUGGGCAAGGAUGGUUUGCGGCGGUGGAAGUCGCUGAAUCACCAGCUAGACGUGCCCAGCGUCGUUUCUCCAAGGCCCACCGCCGUUGUCCGGCUCCCGAUAUGGUCGUUUCCAAUCCCGAGGCCUUGGACGGAAGCACGAAUCACACUGAACGCCGCUACAUGUUCCAGGAUUACUACAAGAAGUGUAAGGAACAGAUGUCCAAGGCUGUGGUGUACGAAGAAGAACACACGGAGUUGCAGGAACUGAAGCGAAACAAAGUCAAACGCAACCAACACAGGAAGGUAGACAUCAUUGUCGUCAACCCGUCAAACGAGUACUUCAGUGACGUCACCAACGACGAAGCCAUCAUCGGACACGAAGAGGAGGAGGACGACGAGUCGUUCUUCCAGCUCGCGGUGAAGGAUCCCGCGGAGGAGUUUGUUUCCGCACUUUAUUCCGGGGUCAGCGACGGAAAUGAGUCGGACAGUGGGGACGAGGAUUCGAUUCUUGUCUGUGCUGUGGAAACUCUACUUAACUGUGAUGAAGAACAAGACACGAGGACGAGUUAUGAUAAUCGGGAUGAUUUUAACGAAAUUCCUGAUGUUCUGAACGUUGACUGUGAAUGCUCUGAUUUAGAAAACGAAAAAUGGUUGGUUCAGCUUCUCAAGACCGAAGCUCGACCUCGCGUUAGGUCUUACCCUGGCCCACGAACAGCUCGUCGGUAUGAAGAUAUUGACUGGGGUGCGGUGGACUGGAGCAAGCCGCACUUCCACAAUGAGCGUGAGGUUUAGAAGGAAUUCUCGGGAAAUAUCCGAAUCCGAAGUUACAAACAAAAGGAACCGAUCGAGAAAAGGCUCACAAGCCAUUCGCCAAGAGAGAAAAUUAAACAGAAUCAAAGCAAACAUAUAAAUGAAUUCAUUCAGAAACAGAAUGCUUCGUAAUGUAGGAUGAGUCUUCAUUAUUGU